AUGGCUCUUCCUCUUACUGGCAAGCUUGCCAUUGUUACUGGUGCCUCUCGAGGUAUCGGUUUGGCCAUUACCAAGGCCCUGGCUGCCCGCGGCGCAAACCUCAUCCUCGCCUACACAUCUGCCAACUCUGCCGCCUCAACAGCCGACAUCGCUUCUGAAUUGGCUUCCAAGCACUCUAUCAAGGCUGUUCCCAUCCAGGCCGACCUCGGUACCGUCGCGGGCCCUGCCUCUCUCAUUGCCCAAGCCGCCGAUGCUUUCAGUCCUCUGCGCAUUGAUAUCCUUGUCAACAAUGCUGGUGUCGCUCUCAACGAUAAGGUUCCCGAUAUCAAGCCCGACCACUUCACAACCAGCUACAACGUCAAUGUUCUCGGUCCUCUGCUUCUCGUCCAGGCUGCAAUUCCUUACCUUCCCACAGACCGUUCCGGCCGUAUCAUCAACCUCAGCAGUGUCAGCGCCAGCCUGGGUUUCGUAGGCCAGAGUGUCUACGGUGGUACAAAGGCUGCUCUCGAGGCCAUGACACGAACCUGGGCUCGUGAGCUCAGCGAGAGAGCUACCGUUAACGCCAUCAACCCUGGCCCUGUCCGCUCAGAGAUGUACUCGCGCAACUCAGAUGAGUUCAAGCGUCUCAUCAAGCCCUUCAUUCAGAAUGCGCCUCUCAUGGCUGCUCGUCCUGGCGUUGACGACCCUGAGAUUGUUGAGGAGGCCAAGACUGCUGGUGGUCGUGCUGGUGAAGCUGAUGAGAUUGCUGGUAUUGUUGCCAUGCUUGCCAGCCCUGAAAGUGCUUGGGCUACAGGUCAGGUCAUUUGUGCUAACGGAGGAAUGAUUUUCGGUAUGCAAUAG
This is a messenger RNA of Fusarium coffeatum, 840 nucleotides long. RefSeq lists its product as uncharacterized. Lineage: Eukaryota; Fungi; Ascomycota; Sordariomycetes; Hypocreales; Nectriaceae. The record is from RefSeq and is a predicted model, not a curated record. Gene Ontology annotation, molecular function: oxidoreductase activity, acting on the CH-OH group of donors, NAD or NADP as acceptor. The transcript has 2 exons. Bases 1 to 840 code for a protein of 279 amino acids.